Messenger RNA from Helianthus annuus (common sunflower), 1616 nucleotides. Its product is annotated as shikimate O-hydroxycinnamoyltransferase. NCBI's taxonomy places the organism in Eukaryota, Viridiplantae, Streptophyta, Magnoliopsida, Asterales, Asteraceae. The transcript is spliced from 2 exons. The coding region runs from base 70 to 1431 and encodes 453 amino acids. The record is from RefSeq and is a predicted model, not a curated record. Gene Ontology annotation, molecular function: acyltransferase activity, transferring groups other than amino-acyl groups.
UUCUCUCAAACAAUCAAACACCUUUCCUUAACAAACCUUUUCGUUUGUGAGACACUAAACUCAUACGCGAUGGGUUCGUGUGGAACUUUCUCAGUUAAUGUGAAGAAGAGAGACAUCAUCGCAGCCGCGAUGCCAAUCCAGGACCACUGGCUUCCUAUGUCCAACCUAGACUUACUCCUUCCGCCAGUGGAUGUAGGAGUUUUCUUCUGCUACAAGAACUCUCUUCCACUCGAUGAGAGUGUGAACAUAGUCAGGAAAUCACUUGCAGAAGCCCUGGUGCCGUUCUACCCGCUUGCAGGCGAAAUUGUCCAAAACAACCUUGCUGAACCUGAGUUGCUUUGUAAUAACCGUGGUGUGGAUUUUAUUCAUGCACAUGCAGAUGUGGAGCUUAAGAACAUUAAUCUUUACAACCCUAAUGAGUCUGUAGACAAAAAGCUUGUUCCACUCAAUAAACAAGGUGUCCUUACGGUUCAGGUCACUGAGCUAAUGUGUGGAGGUUUGGUAAUUGGAUGCGCAUUUGAUCAUAGAGUAGUCGAUGCAUACUCGAUAAAUAUGUUCUUGACCGCAUGGGCUGAAAUUUCGCAUUCAAAACCAAUUUCUAGUCUUCCAUCUUUCAGGCGUUCUAUGCUUAACCCUAGACGCCCACCGGUUAUAAACCCCUUCUACAACAAGCAAUUCUUUCCUUUAUCAUCUCUCCCUCCACCCCAGACUUCCGUAUUGACGAAUCCCCUUAUAAGCCGUAUAUACUACGUUGAAGCCAAAGAUAUAAGUUACCUUCAAAUGCAAUCAAGUUUUAAUGGAAACCAAAAACGAAGCAAGCUUGUAUCGUUUACUGCCUUUUUAUGGAAGAUAAUUGCAGAGUGUGAAGAUGGUUUCAAGACAUGCAAAAUGGGCGUUGUAGUUGAUGGGAGAAAAAGGUUUGACAAACUCUCUUUGUCAAAUACCAUGUCAUUGUCAAUGCAAAACUACUUUGGAAAUGUAAUUUGUAUACCUAACGGUGAAGCAAACUCAAGUGAGCUUAAGGAGAUGCCACUAGGACUAGUAGCUGAGAUGGUUAAUGAAUUUGUUUACCCUGCAAUGACUGAGGAACAUUUUCGAGAAAUCAUUGAUUUCGUUGAGUUGCAUCGACCUGAGCCUGUAGUUGGAAGGAUAUAUGCUAAAUUAGAUGAAAACGAUGGUGAAGCCGUCGUGGUAUCUUCGGGGCAGCGUUUCCCGGUCAAUAGUAUUGAUUUCGGAUGGGGAAAGCCACAAUUCGGGUCAUAUCAUUUUCCGUGGGGUGGACAAAUUGGAUUCGUAAUGCCAAUGCCAAGUGCUAGGAAUAACGGAGAUUGGAUUGUUUACAUGCUUCUUCUUCGAAAGCAUUUGGACUUGGUAGAGACCAAGGGAAUGAAUGUGUUUAAACCAUUAACUCCAUCAUACUUUAACCUCUAGUGGCCAUCCCCUACUAUUUCAAAAUACCAUUGUAAUUAAUAAUUAAAAUGUGUAUGUGACCUGAUCAAUCUUUUUAGUGAAACAAAAUAUGUGUAUAAUUAAAUAAAAACCUUUCCAUAACGAAAUACAUAUGUCAAAGGAUUGGGAUUGAUUAUCUAUCAGUUAUAAGAUAGGAUUUACUUGCA